UCCUCUGUGACUGCGAAACCAAACGGGAAGUCCCCUGUUUUGUCUACCAAUCCGAUGAACCCAAACACUGUUACCGCUCUGUCCUCCGCGCAUGCAAACCAAGUGAUGUUCUUCAGAGAUGUUUCACUCGGCCCACGCGAAGCCGAGUUGAGGUUUCGUCUGAUUCACUUAUGGGAGGCUCGAAAUAUAUACACGAAAACCCUGCUUGGACAAGAGAUGCUCCUUAUCGACGAAGAGGUUUGUCAACGUGUUUGGAUUCCCUCUCUAUUUUCGUCUUGAAUCGAGUUUUUGAUUUAAUAUUAGUCGUUUAGAUAUAUUCUCCGAGUCUUACUUUCAGUAGAUCUUAUUAAUUUUUAUUUGUGUUUCUGAAUUUAUAUUUGUCUAUUAUAUUAGUUCCUCCUAGUGAUAUUCUUGGUCUUGCUUCUGAAUUUAUAUUUGUUAAUUAGAUGGGUUUCUCUGAGUGUUAUUAUUGGUUUCUCCGAGUGUUAUUUUUUUUUCAGUAGAUUAGAUUGGUUCCUAUGUCUGCUCUAUAUAUGUCGCUCUAAAUAUGUAUGCUUAAGUUUUCAAAGUGAUCUGACGUAUUCUUUGAUUUGUAUUAAUCGAAGAUUUGAUCUGAUGUAUUGUUUGAUUCAAAUUAAUCGAAGAUUUCAAUUUAUUUUCAGGGAACUGUUAUUCAAGGUUUUGUUCCAGCCGGUCGAGUAGGGACAUUUGAUCUGGUAGCUGGUUCCGUCUAUAAGCUCCGCAAUUUUUUCGGAUCCAGGAACAAAGCUCAGUUCUCGGUUGCUGAUCAUAUCGCCAUUGUCUCAUUCAGUUGGAAUUCUGAUUUAUCUAUUCUUGAGAACCCUCCGGUUCUGAUUCCAGAAGACAGGUUCAGGUUCCACAGCUUCGAGGAGUUUAUGGCCAACUGUGAUUCCAAGGGUGAUCUUUACGGUAAGUCAUGUUGAACUAUGGUUGAUUUUUAUGCCUGCAUUUUUAGUUUAUAAUUUAUCACCUCCAAUGAUUAUUAUUCCAUUGAGUUUUGUUAACUAUUUAGAGUAUUAUUCUGUUGAUUUUUGUUGACUGUUUGAUUAUUCUAUCUCAGAUUAUGUUGGCCACAUGAGGCUGGUGAAUGGGCAGACUCUCACUGACCAUACUGUUCUUGACGAAGUUGCCAUAGCUGAGAAGCGGCAUCUAUGUGUUCAUGUUCAGACACAUGAGUAAGUUUUUUCAUUUGUUAGUUGUUUUCGUUGUGUGUUAUAUUUAACACGUAAUGUUUACAUAUGUAGCGGACCAGUGAUGAAGCUAUAUCUAUGGGAUAAUGCUGCAUCUGAGUUUUGCCAGAAAUUUAAAUCGUAUGGAAGGACCCACACGUUCUUUUGGCCACCACAGUGAACCCUAAGCAUCUUGGAGGAACUCUUUGUCUCACUUCUAUGUCAUCAUCUCGAGUGUUCAUGGAUGACGAUGUUCAGCCUAGCAAGGAUUACUUUGAAUGGUUGAGCUCCAACACAGGUAUUUCUAAUAUGAUUGCUGCUGAGGUAGUCACAAAGCCUGAGCCAGUGACUCUUGAGGAGCUAUUCUCCUACAUUAAGCAGGAAGCUUCUAAGGUUGCUUGGUUUGAAUGCACAGCAACUAUAGAUGAUGUUGUUCAGGGUUCUUCUUGGUAUUAUGUUUCUUGCGGUGGAUGUAAUAGUAAGGCAGUUAAAGGCCCUACUUCUCUGAUGUGCAACAACAAGAAGUGUGAGAAGAGUGAAGUCACAGGCGUACCUCAGUACCUCACGAAGAUUUCUAUUUAUGAUAAGAGUGAACAAGCAGCUUUUGUCAUCCUUGGUAAUGCCGGCAAGGAGUUGACUGGGAAACAUGCAGCAGAAUUGGUUGCUAAUUUCUUUGAGUCUAAUGAGGGAGCAGGAGCAGGAGCUGACCAUUGCGUUCCGGUUCUGCAAGCUUUACUUGAUACAAUAGAGCAGACACGGAAGUUCAUCGUGAAAGUGUCGGACCAUAACUUGAAAGGCAAGACUCAGACCAUAACUGUCACAAAGAUACUCCCACUAGAAGCUCCACUUCCAGCAACGUCCGAUGAUAUUCCUACGACUGUGGGUGAUGGAUCUGCUUCUUCCAACGGCUUUGGAGAUUCUGCGGGUGAUAGGGCUAGAAAAGCUGCUGAUAGUCUUGAGUCAGAUGAUGCCAAGCGUUUCAGGAGUGGCUGAUAUAGCUUCAGCAUAUCUUCCUACUGUUUUUACGUUUCUAUAAAGACUUUGCCUUCUUUCAAUUUCAAUCUUCAGACUUUUGACUUUUUAUGUUUAAGUUAUUUUGAUACAAUUUUCGUUAUAUGGUUUUUACUUAUCCCUUUAAGCAUCUACUUAUCAUAAUAUGAUCUUUUUUAUGUUUUUUUCCUAUCAUUUUAGGCAGUUCACGUUAGAAACAUACGAUUAGGAAUGUUGAUAACUUACAAUUUUCCUUGAACUUGGGGACAAACAUCCGAGAAUGUAAUAAUCUAUUAGUUGUAACCGUAUAAGCUUCACUUACUGAUGUGAGGAUUGUAUUUUCAUGUCCCAAGUUAUUUCCAUGUUUUUUUGUGUUUUUUUAUUAAGUAGCAAUUAAAAGGAUGAUAUACGGCUGAUUUUAGUAUCCACGAGUUGAAUAUAUUUAUAUCAGAUUAUUUUUGAGAAUGUCUAUUUACCAUAUUUGUAAAAUCAUUGCUUUAGUAAAAGGCAAGUAUUCACAAAAAUCAAGCCCUUCUUCUUCUCUCUACAAAAAUGCUAAUAUGCCUUCUCUAAAACACAAAAAAAAGACCUGCAAGUUUUUCCGAGACCCAUAACUGUUCACGCAACCAGAUCUCUCCAUCUUCUUAAAAGUGUAAGUUUUUUAAAUCACCUAACCCUCUCCAUAAGAAGUUCCAUAUUCUAAGAUGUUUAUGUCUUAUUGAUCGCAUACUAAGGUUUGAAUCUUGGGAGAAAUGGGGAAACCACCUUCGACAAGCAAUCUGGACACAUGAGGUAAGACAAAUAAUUAUUUAGCUGUUUCAAAAUAAUGAUUUUACAUAUUUAGUCUGAUUGACUAAGGAUGCUAGACUAAUUAUGCUACGUACUUCUAUAUCUGCGUAAGAACAAAAUUACACUCAGGAGGUCUUACAAAUCACUGCAUUUUAAAUACAAUUCUGUAGUAUUACUCACAACACGUUUUGAUGAGAUGAAUCCGUGUAAUAGAGUGCAUGAACCAUUACUCGAUCAAUAAGUAUAAGUUCCAUCUUUUUAUAUUGACCAUCUGUAACAACCAAUUUGUUACAUUUGGCAUUUUGACUUCAUUGGGGGUUUUUCCCAAAGAAACAUUGAUUUCUUAUUCACUUAUACUACUUUUGGUAUAAAUAAAAAUUAUUAACUCUGUUAUAAAAUUCAUUUAUAUGUUUACGAAACUGAUCUAAAAUUGUAUUUGAGAAGAUAUCAAUUUUGAAGAUGUAUAGUCUCGUGCAAGGGUGGAGUCGUUGACUUUUUUCCUUAAUAACUCUAUGUCUUACAAUAUUAGUUUUGAUCUCUGUACUUACGAUCAAAUUAACAAUCAAUUAGGUUAAAUACAUUACACUACUUUGGGCGUGAUUAAUAUGUAGUAUGGAGUAUGAAGAAUUUUUAAAAAUAAACUAUAAUAGCUUUGUGAUAUUUAAUAUUGUAACGAUCUAUGUGAAGUAACAAUCUCUUUGAAAACAAACGUAUGAAAAGAAACAAUAAAAAAUAAACUGUUUCCGGUUGGUUCAUAUACACACUACUCAUCGUUGUAAUAUUAGAGGUUGAUAUCUUAAGACAGUUCUCUUUUCUAUGUUUGUAAAGAAUCACAAAAGUGUAGUUUUUAAACUAAUAUUUAUAAUUUAUAUUUAUGGUAACUACUAAUUUAUUCAUCUUAUAUUUAUGAUAAUUACUAAUUUAUUCAUCUUAUUAAUAUAUAAUUAAUAUAUAAACUAAUUUAAAAAUAAUUUUUUCAGUCCUAAUUUCUAUAGUUCUACAUCAAAUAUUAAUUUAAAAAUUACUAAUUCCUCCAUUUUGUUUUAAAACACAGUUGUGAAUUUCAUUAUAUUUGAAGUUUAUCAGAAAAAAUGCAAAAUAUUAAUAUACAUGAACAGUAUUGUGUUGGGUGCAAUAAUAUUUUAAAUCUAGCAUCAAAUAUAAAAGACAGAAAAGGUACGGGAGCAAGAACUUUUCAAACCAAAUAUUAUCUUAAAACACUUUCCAAGAUUUUAGAUCAUUGCUGGUUCAUUACCGAAAUAGUAAUUUUUAAAAUAACAUUUUAUAUUUCAAAAGGGACUUUUGAUUUUUAUUUCAUCAUUAUUAAUUUAUAUUUUAACUUCAAUAGUUAUAAAAAAAAAUCAUAAACGUAUUUUUGUAAUCUUAUUUAUUUUGAUUUGGUAUAACUAUUUAAAUAUAAAUUCUAAUAAACUUGAUACUUUGAUUGUUUUAGUUAAACUGAAAUUUUUUUUAGUUAAUUUAAAUGAUGAAGAUGAACAGAUAAAUUUAAAUAAUGUACAAAUAUUUAACUAUCAAUUUUUUUAGAUUAAUGUUACUUUAUUUAGUUUAUUUUUAUUAAUGUGAGAUACAUAUAUACAUACAUAUUAUUAUUUUAAUUGUGAUAUAUGACUUAUCAAUAUAGUUAAUAGUUUACCGUAAAUAACUAUUUAUAUAAAAAAUUGACAUUAAUGAUGGUAUAUGAGUUCUUUUUAUUACCAUAUUUAAAAUCUCUGCAAAACAAUUUAAAUUUUUAUAAGGAAAUUUUACAUCUUACAAUUAAUAUGAUGCCAUGUAAUUAUUUUCUAAAACCAUGUCAUCUAUUUUAAGUGCCAUGACAUCUUUUUCAACGAGAAUAAUUGUAGUGACGACAUGUGUAUAAAUCACUUCACAAAUAUGGUCUAUGAGAUACGUAUUUUGAGGAUUAAAGCAUUAAACUAAAUGAAGUCUAAUUGUCUGAUUAUUAUAUAUUUUGUUAGACCAAAUAAGUACUUAGAUAUUUUUUGAAAUACAGAAGCUUCGUCCAGCGUAACACUAAAAAGAAAAAGAGGACGUCCAAUCGGAUCACGUACGAAAUCAAAAGGUGUGUAUCUAUUGUAAGAUAUACAUUUUUUCCACCUAAAAUGUUGUAUUUGAUUUUUUUUUCUAAUUUUGAGUAUUUCUCAGUUCGUCUAAUAAACGAUAAACCAACAUUCAAACCGAAAUUCUAUGACUGUAAGUUUAUAUGGAUUAUGAUAACUUUCUUUUUUGAAUAACUAUUCGUAUAACUAAGUGGGUUUCACAUUUAAACAAACAGGUGGCUGUAAUAUUUGCGACUCUUAUGGUAAGAAACGUUAGACCAGUAUCUAUAUCUUACCUUAUAUCCUGUUAAACUAAUUAUUUUAAAACAUAUUAGUCAAACAAAAAAAUGCACGUAACAUGAGAAGGUCUAUCUUGCUAUCAAAACGAACUUCAGCACUGUUACAGUGUAAGCAUCAUAAUCAGCCAAAUCUAUUUAGAAUAAAUAUAUUUAUAAUUCUGAUAUUCAUUGUUUAUAUUAUAUUUAGAUGGUCAGUCAGGUCAACAUGGCUUACGACACAGUCGACAAAAAAAAAAGGUACAUACUAUAUAUUUAUUCUAAAUAAGAAAAAUAUAAGAACUUAGUAUAUAUUUGAUAAUAGUUAUUUUCAAAUUUGACAUUUUUUAUUUAAUUAUAUAAUUUGGUGUAUAAAAUUUAUAUUGUAUAUACAUUAUUACUAAAUCUCAUAAACCAAUGUUAAAUCUUAACAGAUUAUAAAGAUCAUUUCAUUAUGACUACAACCAAACAAAAUAAUAGUACUUUCCUAUUACUAUAAAAUGUAUACAUAUAAAUUAUUAAUUUAUACUUUAAAUUGACCAUAUAUUGACAUAAAGUUUUCUAAAAAAAUAAUUAUUUUAUUAUUUAAUAGUUUUGUGUUCAAUUUCGUACCGCCCCAAACUUUGGACAAGCGAAAUUUAUUAAUAUAUAUUAAUUAUUAAAUUAUCAAGUUAUAGAGGUUGUACUAUAAAUCUUAUGAAAUAUUAAGCUCAACAACAAUUCUUAGAUAUCAAACACACUAUGUGUUAACAAUUUUCAAACUCAAUUAAAAUCAGAUAAGGGCUCCACCUCUAAUGCCGAAGAGAACCCAAUCGUUACAUGCACAAAAUGUGGUGCAUUAAUGUGGACUUCCGAGAGCACUGGGACGGACCCCAAAACAGGAGAACCAACAUUCACAAUUUGCUGUAACCAUGGCCAAAUAAAGCUUCCUCCGAUCAACCAACCUCCAGCCCUGUUAGACUUCUUCGUUCUAGGUGGUUUCGGGAUACUAUCCGAGUAUAUAAUUCUGUACUAGCUUUCACAUCAGUUGGGAUGAAAAUGGAUUAUGGUGUGGUGCAUGCGCCUGGUCUUUACACUAUUCGGAUCCAAGGUCAAACCCACCAUAGAAUUGGCUCGCUUAUACCGCAACAAGGCCGUCUCCCAGAGUAUCUCCAGCUUUAUAUAUUUGAUACCAGCAACGAAGUCAGAACCCGGUUAAACGCGAUGGGUCAAACCUCGACAGAAGGUAAUCUUGAUGAGACAACCUUAAUACGCCUAAUCGAGAUGAUUGACGAGAAUAAUUGUUUAGCCAAGUUUUUUCGACGGGCACGUGACUACUACGAAAUCAACGGGAAAUAGUUUACUAUUAGGUUGCUCCCAGAUAAAGGGAAAGGGAAAGAGUACGAUCUUCCGAGUACGAGUGAGGUCGCAGGCCUUAUCGUAGGGAUAUGUCAUCAACAAUUGGAGAACGGGAUAUAGUGGUCCAAUUCCAAUCUGACACAUUGCAGCAGAUACGUGAUGAUCACCCUCUAUACAUAAGCCUCCAAUAUCUUCUUCUGUUUUCAUAUGGUGAGUAUAGUUUUCACCCCGACAUCCCGUUACAUCUUAAGACAGGCACUUCAAGAACAAGGAAAUUCCUAACCCUACGCCAAUUCUACGCUGCCCAGAUACAGACACGGCUUAACCAAGGGAUGACAUUGAUUAAAGGCGGUCGUCUCUUCCAUCAAUAUGUUGUGGAUGUCUAUACGACAAUUGAAGAAGAUCGGUUAAGGUGGGCGAGGAAUAAUCAAGAUGUCCUUAGAGCCGAGCUCUACAGUAAUGUACUUGAUGCUGUUGGCAAGGGUGACACUGAUGCUAAAAUUAUUGGCCAAAGGUUCAUACUGCCGCCAAGUUUCACCGGUGGGCCACGUUACUUAGUCGAAAAAUACUAUGAUGCGAUGGCUAUUUGCAGAGUAUAUGGGAAUCCAGAUUUGUUUAUCACAAUGACGGCAAAUCCUAAUUGGAGGGAGAUAAGAGAGCAUCUUGAGAAAUAUGGUGGAGACUCUCCCAAUGAUAGACCAGACAUUGAAUGUCGAGUCUUUAAAAUGAAGUUAGAUCAGCUACUCAAGGAUUUCAAAAACAGAACUUUUUUCAGGCCAUACACAGCAGCUCUCCACAGGAUAGAGUUUCAAAAAAGAGGGCUCCCACAUGCACAUAUAUUAUUGUGGUUGGGAAACUCUUCCAGGACACCGAGUGCACAGGAGAUAGAUGAGAUUAUUUCAGCCGAGCUCCCAAACAAAGAAGAAGACCCAGAAGCUUACAACUUAGUAAUAAAACACAUGAUCCAUGUACCAUGUGGUGACCAUGUAUGGAGAAGAAUGUGUGCACCAAAAAGUAUCCUCGACCGUAUAAUGACAAUACUUCGAUUGAUAAGUCAGGGUAUGUAUUAUAUCGUCGGCGUCGGAACGAUGAUGCAGCUGUGGUAAAGGAUGGGGCAAUUCUAAACAACAACUUUGUUGUGCCUCAUAGCAUUAAGCUCCUGAAGAAGUACGAAGCUCAUAUUAAUGUUGAGUGGUGUAAUCGUACGAGUGCAGUAAAGUAUUUGUUCAAGUACAUAACCAAGGGUGUUGACAGAGCAUCCGCAGUUAUAGAAAAGGGGUAUACAGCAACUACAUCUGACGCAGUGGUCUCUAGCGAACCGAAGGAUAAACUUAUCAAGCAACGGAAUGAGAUCCAAGAAUUCAUCGAUGUGCGGUACUUAUCAGCUUGCGAGGAUAUGUGGCGGACGUUUGCAUUCCACAUACACAAAAGGAAGCCAUCAGUUGAGAAGCUUAUCAUUCACUUAGAAGGUGAACAUAAUAUCACAGUCAAAGAAACUGAUAACCUCGGCCGUGUAAUCCGCAAGCCUGGUAUUGAGAAGACAAUGUUCACUGAAUGGAUGGUAAAGGCCUCCCAGAGCUCCUACACUGAUAGAGCUAUACUCACACCUCGAAAUGAAACAGUCGAUGAGAUCAAUGCAUACACAAUCUCCAAAACUGACGGGAAGUCAAGAGACUACUACAGUUACGAUAGCUUUGAGAUUUCAGACACUCAAUCUGAUCAAAAUGAUACAUUAUACGCGAUUGAGUAUCUCAAUUCCUUGGAAUUUCCAGGAUUGCCUUCUCAUAAGCUCAUUCUCAAAGUUAGGGCCCCGAUUAUGCUUCUGCGAAACAUAAAUCAAAGAAAAGGAUUAUGUAAUGGUACCUGUAUGAUCCUAACCUACAUAAUCACUGGAAUAAUCGAACGAGUGCUUAAGGCAGAAAUAAUCACUGGCUCACACAUUGGAAAAGAAGUAUUGAUACUAAGGAUUGUUCUCUUGCAUGAUGAAACAAAGCUACCGUUCACUUUACGUCGACGACAGUUCCCUAUUAGAUUGUGUUAUGCAAUGACAAUCAACAAGAGUCAAGGACAAAGUUUAAAGGAGGUUCUCCUAUAUCUUCCUAAACCGGUCUUCGCACAUGGUCAACUCUAUGUAGCACUCUCACGUGUAACAAGCAGAGCAGGACUAAAAAUUAUUAAAGGCGAAGAUUCACACCCACGAAUAGUGAAGAACAUAGUCUACAAAGAAAUCUUCAACCGCCUUCGUUCCCAUGAGAGUAAGUAAAAUUUUAAAAUCAGAAUCACAAUCAAUAUGUUUUUAGUGAUUAUUUAUCUAAUAAUUCACAUUUAUAUAUUUCUCAGUAUUUUAGCUAUCAAGUGAAGAAGUCAAAGCAAAAACUCCUACCCUGAUGAUGGAUAUCUCACUCAUAUCAAGUGCGUCUACCUAUACUAUAAACUAAAUAAAUUGAUUUCUAUUACUAAGUUUUGAUCACUGAUUUAUUUUAAAAUAAUUACAGGCUCCCCAACUCGAAAAAUCUCAUCGCAUCAACAUUUCCUCUUCGGAAAAAUGUCCACCAUCUUAUCUACAAUUUCUAUUUUUCUGUCCUAAGACCUUAGUAUAUCUGUUCUUGGUAACGAUAGUAACUUUCCUCUGCUUUUGCACAAGAGUUAUACCAAACUUUGUUUCCAUAACUGAUCUACUUUUCAUAAACUACUGAUACAUGCAAAACUAAACGACAUAACAAAAGGGAUUUAAUAUAAAAGUUGAUGUGAGUGAACCUCCAACAUUCCCAUUGUUUUGCAAUAUAAAAUAAGCAAGAAAAAAAUAUGAUUACUAAAAAAUCUAUUGUAUGUCCACAAAUGUGCGCAACUGAUUAUAUAGGGUGAAAACAAAUAGUUUCAUAAAAAUAUCUUCCUAAAAUGAAAAAUAAAACAAUAAAAAUUAUAAAAAUAAACUCAACCUAGAUAAUCAUAUAACAAUAAAUAAUAAUAAAUUUAUUAAAAAAAUUUAAUACUACACAAAA
This is a messenger RNA of Brassica rapa (field mustard), 9641 nucleotides long. RefSeq lists its product as uncharacterized. The record is from RefSeq and is a predicted model, not a curated record. Gene Ontology annotation, biological process: double-strand break repair via homologous recombination; nucleotide-excision repair; meiotic cell cycle. Gene Ontology annotation, cellular component: DNA replication factor A complex. NCBI's taxonomy places the organism in Eukaryota, Viridiplantae, Streptophyta, Magnoliopsida, Brassicales, Brassicaceae. Gene Ontology annotation, molecular function: damaged DNA binding; single-stranded telomeric DNA binding.